AGUCCCACGGACGUGAUAUCACGUUAAUACAUAAAAUUGAUAAAAGUGUCGUAAGACUCAGAAUCAAGUAAAUUCCUCAAAAAAUAGCAUCGUGGAGUGGUGUUCAAGCAAUUAACAUAUAACCCUGACAUAAUUCUUUAUUAAGGAAUUUAAGGAAAAUAAGUUUAACCAGACUAAGGGACGAGAAGAAUUAUUGGGCUCAAAAUGCUAAAUGCGGCCCUGAUUACAUUAUAUGUUUUUCGGCAAAUUUUUGUUACAUAAUACUCGUUCAUACUUAUCGAAGCACCCUCGUAUUAUUAGAGCUUACUUAUGGUUUUGAUUCUAAUUAAUUAGUGUUCUAUAUUUUAAUUGUAUCAUCGUCAGUUUACUAUUUAUUCAAAUACUGUUUGAGAUUUCCGUUUUAUUUAUACAUUACAUUUCUGGUAGGAAGUUCUAAGCUAUAUAGCAGGAAGAGCGUGGUUAUAUAGCUCACAGUGUAUUUUUACAAUCAUUGCCUAACCAGUUUAAAAUUGUAUUUAGAUUCUUUGAUUAUUCAUUAGAAUUAUUGAGAAAACAUUGUAUCUUAAUCUUACGAUUGAAAUUGAUAUUUUCAUUGCAGAUUGAUAUCUUUAUAACAUUACAUUUUUUGUUUACCCGAAAAUUUUAGAUAUAAAAUACACGUCCGUAUUUAUCGAAUCACCCUCGUACAAUCACACUUAACAUAUUGCUUUGAUUUUGAUUGAUUAAUGAACCCUACUAUAUUUUAAUUGUAUGUGCACGAUUUUUGAAUCAUAGUUUUCAGAUUUUCCUUUUAUUAUGAAAUCCGAUUUUCUAAAUACAUUUCUGGUUGAAAGGUAUUGGAAAUUGGAGCUAUAUUCUACGAAGAGUGUGGCUAUAUACCUAACAGAAUGCUUUUAUAAGGAUGCAAAAUGCAUAACUAUUUUAAAAUAGAUCGAUCAUAUUUAGAUUGAGAAUAAGGAACAUCAAUUUAUUGAGAAAACAAUUAAUUUUAACCUGAUAAUAAAAUAAUCAAAAUUCAUUCUAAUUUUUUGCGUUAUGCACAGAUUUGAAGUUCAAUGUUCUCAAUGCCCAGAGUUGCCAAAAUGCUGUGACGCUCUUUUGCGCAACCGCCCUGUCGAUUCUCUUUGUUUGUCGUUUCAUUUGAAAUAUCCGUUAUUAGAGCUUGGAUUCUUUCACUGAUGCUGUUUGGUCAUUCAUCGACUGGAAGGUAGAGUGUAACAAGCUUGUGAGCCGGUUGUCAUAAACAGAAGCCAAGCCAAGCUUUCUAUAUCAAUAUACAAAACAAAUUUGUUUUCUACACUUGUGGUGAAUUAAAAUAUUCAAAAUGUCUGAUGAAGAGGUACAAACUACCAAAAAAGGACGCAAACCUGCAGCAGAAACCACAAAACGUACUAAAAAGGAUACUAAAGCUGAUGCUGAAGAUGCUCCGGUGGUGAAAAGAGGUAGAGGUAGACCGAAAUCAACAGUGAAGAAAGAUACAAAGAAAGAAACAAAAGAAAAAAAAGAGACAAAGUCCAAAACUAACGGAGUGAGCAAACGCGGUAGGAGGCGAAAGGAAGAAAAAGAAGAAUCGACCGAAGAAGAAAACGGUGAAAAAAGCAGCGAAAAUGAGGAGGAGGAAGAAGACGAGUAGACAUUUUCGAUUACUUAUUUGAUAUAUCAUUAAUUACUUGAUAUUAAAUGUAUGUAGGAUAAAUUAUAAAUUGUAUUUAGGUUAUUUUAGAAUAUAAUUCAUAAGAAGAAUACUCUGCAUCUCCUAUAAUUACAAUUUUCAAUAUUUCGCGUGACUUCUGUAUAACAGUAGACUGAAAUACAUUUUGUAUAUAUA
Messenger RNA from Diorhabda sublineata, 1828 nucleotides. RefSeq names its product cilia- and flagella-associated protein 251-like. Lineage: Eukaryota; Metazoa; Arthropoda; Insecta; Coleoptera; Chrysomelidae. The record is from RefSeq and is a predicted model, not a curated record. The transcript is spliced from 4 exons. Bases 1325 to 1633 code for a protein of 102 amino acids.